Cryptomeria japonica (Japanese cedar) is the source of this 1428-nucleotide messenger RNA. Its product is annotated as phospholipase A1-Igamma2, chloroplastic. Gene Ontology annotation, molecular function: glycerophospholipase activity. The coding region runs from base 1 to 1428 and encodes 475 amino acids. Gene Ontology annotation, biological process: lipid metabolic process. The transcript has a single exon. The record is from RefSeq and is a predicted model, not a curated record. NCBI's taxonomy places the organism in Eukaryota, Viridiplantae, Streptophyta, Pinopsida, Cupressales, Cupressaceae.
AUGGCAAUAUCUCGAUUAAGCAUCGGCGGUGGGGAUCUAGCAACAGAGCAAGUGAAAGGAGAUGCAAAGCACACAAGCCAUGCCCAGGUUGGAGAUAUCUGGACAUCUAUUCAGGGUGGUGAUGAUUGGAAUGGCAUGCUUGACCCCAUUAACCCACUUCUGAAAGAAGAGAUACUCAGGUAUGGCGAUUUUGCACAACAGUGCUAUGAUUCAUUUGACAACACUUAUUCUUCAAAAUACUAUGGAAAUUCUAAGCGCAGCAAAAGUUCGUUGGGGCGUAGACUGGAAUUGCUCAGAAGUGGGCGUGGUUAUCAGGUAACCAGAUAUAUUUAUGCCAAUACUGCUGUGUUAAAGUCGUUUUUCAAGCCGAAAUCCGGGUAUAGUGGUGCUUGGAUGGGAUAUAUUGCUGUUUGCACAGAUCCAGAGGAGAUUAAGAGAUUGGGGAGACGGGAUAUAGUUGUUGCAUGGAGGGGAACUGAAACACCUCAAGAAUGGAUGCAAAAUAUGAAGGAUAUAUUAGUUCCUGGUACCUUAUCUCAGAGCACACAGUGUCCCGACAUACAAACAACUUUCAAACCAGGUGUUCAAAUCGAAAAGGGAUUUCUGAGCUGUUAUAACUCUGUAUACGGAGAUUCUGUGAGAUCCAGACAUAGUGCAAGAGAUAUUGUGGUGAGCGAAAUAACAAGGUUGUUGAAUGAGUACAAAGAUGAAGAAGAUGUGAGCAUAACAUUCACGGGACAUAGUUUGGGAGCUGCCUUGGCAACUCUAAAUGCAUAUGAUAUCAAACAGAUUAUUAUGAAAGAAAAUGGUGGGAAAUCAAUACCUGUUACAGUUCUUGCCUUUGCUUCUCCUCGUGUAGGAAACCUAGCUUUUUCCCAACAUUUGCAGGAGAUCGGCGUAAAGGUGUUGCGCUUGGUAAAUUCAUGGGACGUCGUUCCCAAGGUUCCUGGAGUUUUUCUUAACGAGAACUUGGGAUGGCUUACCAGAUUCGUGCAUUGGCUUCCAUGGACAUAUGUUCAUGUGGGAAUCCCCGUUACUUUGGACAGUAGCAGCUCUCCAGUGCUGAAGAAAUCGUAUAAUCCAGCCAGUUUCCACAAUUUAGAGGUUUAUCUCCACUUGCUUGAUGGGUUUCAAGGAAAUAACAAGCUGCCUUUCAAACCAUCUGGAAGAGAUCCAGCUUUGGUGAACAAGUACUCCGACUUGCUGAUUGAAAAGCUUCAAAUCCCUUCUAACUGGUGGGCAAAGAGGAAUAAAGAGAUUGUAAAACGGAUAGACGGGUUAUUGGUAUACUCUCCUACGACUCCCACUCCUGUUCCGCUAACUCCUCGUCUGCUUUACAUGCGCCCCAGUGAUUCCAAUUCACUCUGGCCAGAAUAUAUUAAGUCUAAAAAAUGUCAGUCAAUUUUGAGUGUUGAAGUCAAAGUUUAG